AAGACACCUCACAACCAUGACCGACUCUGUUCCAAAGGAGGCCACCCUCACGUCUGGCUACAAGAUACCCACUGUGGGACUCGGGGUGUACCAGAACACCCACUGCGCGCAGGCUGUUACGGCUGCGCUGAAGCACGGGUAUACCCAUGUCGACUCCGCUCGGCUGUAUCACAACGAGACGCAGGUAGGCGUAGGCAUCAAGGCUUCUGGCGUCGACCGGUCUACGCUUUUUAUCACCUCGAAGGCCGGGUCAAAUGACUUCGACGACACCGAAUCCGCAGUAUUAGACUCUAUCCAAAACCUCAAGUAUGGCCUGGAGGGCACGCGGGAGCCACUUGGCUCUUCGGACUACUACGACCUUUUCCUUCUACACAGUCCACACGGCGGGAAAGAAAAGCGGCUCAAGGGCUGGAGAGGCUUGUUGGAGGCAAAGAGGAAGGGCCUGGUUCGCAGUGUGGGAGUGUCUAAUUAUGGCCCAAAACAUAUCGAGGAGAUCCGAGAAGCUGGCCUGGAGCUCCCAGCCGUGAACCAGGUUGAGCUGCACCCCCUUGACCAGCAGAAACCCAUCGUGGAGUACUGCAAGAAACACAACAUCCUCGUGCAGGCAUACACUCCCCUCCUCCGGUUCAACUUCUCCGGGGACAAGAACGGCGUGAUUCAGAGUGUCGCUGACAAGCUCCAAGUAACCGCCGCCCAAGUCUUAGUGCGGUGGUCCCUCCAGCACGACUUCGUCCCGCUCCCCAAGUCUGAGCACGAAGAACGCAUCAAGGUGAAUGCGCAGGUAUACGGCUGGGAGAUUCCUGCCGAGGAUAUGGCUAGAUUGGACGCGCUCGACAAGGGCGACGAGGGGGCGGUCACUUGGAACCCUAUCCACCUCGACUAAAUAUUGACAGUUCAGGAAGCUUACCUUCGUGUAGAAGGAAAGGUUGGAAGCUGUACUACUAUAUAUCAUCAAUGCGUCCUUGCAUAAUCACUAUGACGUUGGUCCACGACACGAUGC
Coniophora puteana RWD-64-598 SS2 is the source of this 1000-nucleotide messenger RNA. RefSeq names its product Aldo keto reductase. NCBI's taxonomy places the organism in Eukaryota, Fungi, Basidiomycota, Agaricomycetes, Boletales, Coniophoraceae. The transcript is spliced from 8 exons. The coding region runs from base 17 to 883 and encodes 288 amino acids. The record is from RefSeq and is a predicted model, not a curated record. Gene Ontology annotation, molecular function: oxidoreductase activity.